Saprolegnia diclina VS20 is the source of this 1050-nucleotide messenger RNA. RefSeq lists its product as hypothetical. Bases 17 to 886 code for a protein of 289 amino acids. Gene Ontology annotation, molecular function: phosphatidate phosphatase activity. Lineage: Eukaryota; Oomycota; Saprolegniomycetes; Saprolegniales; Saprolegniaceae. The transcript is spliced from 5 exons. The record is from RefSeq and is a predicted model, not a curated record. Gene Ontology annotation, biological process: phospholipid metabolic process.
UCGACCAGCCGCGACGAUGGCUUGGCAGGAGACCAUGAUGCGCUUCCGCCUCGCCGAGUUUGCCACGAGCACGCUCAUGCUCGUCAUCUCGCUCGUCAUUUCGCUUGCAGGCCUCUACCAACGCGACCUCCUCGUCGUGACCAUCCCGCUCGGCAAUGGCAAGACCGUCUUUGUGCGCGAUCCAAGCGUGAACCUCCCGAUGCUCGACCAGCAAGUGCCCAUGUACUUGGCGGUCAUCCUCUCGUAUGGCAUCCCCGUGAUUGCGCACGUGGUCCUUCAGUGCAAGCAGCGCAUUGACCAUGACACGCGCGACUUCUUCCUCUCGCUUUUCGUCUCGUCGGCCAUUUGCCAGCUCGCGACCAACAUCCUUAAGGUCCUCGCGGGCCGGUUCCGCCCGAGCUUCUACUCGAUGUGCAAGUGGGACACGACGGCGGUCUGGGACGGCUCCGCGAACCUCUGCACCGACAAGCACGCCGAGACCGAAGGCCGCAAGUCGUUCCCGUCCGGCCACUCGUCGACGGCGUUCUCAACGCUCUUCUUCCUCAGCCUCUACCUCCUCGGGCGCUUCCAGGUCGUCGCCCUCCACAAGUACAGCGCCAAUGCGAUGGCCGGCCGCCACUCUCUCGCCAACAUCAAGUUUUUCAUUGCGCUUUUACCGACGGUCCUCGCCAUGUGGAUCGCGGUCACGCGCUCGAUGGACAACUGGCACCACUACUCGGACAUUGCGGCUGGCGCGUUCAUUGGCAUUGUUUCGGCGGUGCUGGCGUACGCCUACAACUAUGGGUCGCUCUUCAAGUACAAGUCGUCGGGCCUCCCCCUCGAAACGUACUACGAGCAGAAGAUUGCAAAGAGCGACUCGCGCGUGGCGCCGCUCACAGCUGCGUAAUACAGACACUCGACAUCAUUCGAGUAAACGCUUCUACUCAUAGUUAUCGAAUACCCCCUGUCUCGGGCAGCUUUGGGCUAUGUCCUUUGCUCGAGGACAAGAGCAUCUACUCGUCACAAGCGUAAAGCGUAGGAAUAAGAAACAGACUAGAACCGCGUCGUGCC